GCCAAAUAAGUUAAGGAAACUUAAACUACCUAUAAAACCACCCUUUAUCUCCUCACAAACUGCACAGCUUCUGCUUGCUUUUUAAGAGUGCGCUUUUGGCCUUGCCUUGAGAGAUUCAAAGAACCCAUCAUUUCUUUUCCUGUGUGUGAGAGAUACAGCAAUGGAGGGCAAGGAAGAAGAUGUUAGACUAGGAGCAAACAAGUUUACAGAAAGGCAACCCAUAGGGACUGCAGCUCAAACAGACAAGGACUACAAGGAGCCACCACCAGCUCCUUUGUUUGAGCCUGGUGAGCUCUCCUCAUGGUCUUUCUACAGGGCUGGUAUUGCAGAGUUCGUGGCAACUUUCUUGUUCCUGUACAUCACUGUCUUGACUGUUAUGGGUGUCUCUAAAUCUGGCAAUAAAUGUGCUACUGUGGGUACCCAAGGUAUUGCUUGGGCCUUUGGUGGAAUGAUCUUUGCACUUGUCUACUGUACUGCUGGUAUCUCAGGAGGACACAUUAACCCAGCAGUGACCUUUGGUUUGUUUCUGGCACGGAAGCUUUCUUUGACAAGGGCUUUGUUCUACAUCAUCAUGCAGUGCCUUGGUGCCAUCUGUGGUGCUGGUGUGGUGAAAGGUUUUGAGGGCAACCGUGUAUAUGAGAGUUUGGGUGGUGGAGCCAACGUUGUUGCUUCAGGCUACACUAAGGGUGACGGUCUUGGUGCUGAGAUUGUUGGCACCUUUGUUCUUGUCUACACUGUCUUCUCCGCCACUGAUGCUAAGAGGAGCGCCAGGGACUCUCAUGUCCCUAUUUUGGCUCCUCUUCCCAUUGGGUUUGCAGUGUUCUUGGUUCACUUGGCCACCAUCCCCAUUACUGGAACUGGCAUUAACCCAGCCAGGAGUCUUGGAGCUGCUAUCAUCUUCAACAAAGACCACGCCUGGGAUGACCACUGGGUUUUUUGGGUUGGGCCCUUCAUUGGAGCUGCUCUUGCUGCUCUGUACCACCAGAUAGUCAUUAGAGCUAUUCCUUUCAAGAGCAGGGCUUAAAUGCUGCUUUGCAUUUCACCAUCACUUUUCUACUUUAGUGUUCUGUUUUUUUUUUUUUUGUUUUUUCUUUUGUUGUGUAUUUUUGGUUCUCUUCCGCUUCCAUGUGAAUCUGGUAUUGAAAAAGUUAAUUAUGUUAAUCAUGUGUGUAAAUUAUCUAGUAUUGGUGAUGUAUCAAGUUUGUGACCCCUAUUGAAUGGAGAAAUUCUUUUUUAUCUUUA
Molecule: messenger RNA, 1242 nt
Organism: Jatropha curcas
Lineage: Eukaryota; Viridiplantae; Streptophyta; Magnoliopsida; Malpighiales; Euphorbiaceae
Product: aquaporin PIP1-2
Biological process (GO): transmembrane transport
Cellular component (GO): membrane
Molecular function (GO): channel activity
Source: RefSeq, a predicted model, not a curated record